UUUGCUGUCAACCAUGCCCCAGCUAAGGCAGUGGUGGUCUAUCACACUGAAGAUAUGAGCUGCUCCCUCACAAGAUGUCCCAGAGCAGUGUGGGUGCUCCCUCCACCAUGUCCCAGUCUCCCCUACUACCUCCUGUCCUCCCACACCCUCUCACUGGCCACUCUCUCCCUCUCUCGGGAACAGUUUGUCAGCAAGUUGCUGAUGUAUGGGAGUGCAGUGGUGGCAGAGGAGGUGUGUCGACUG
Messenger RNA from Geodia barretti, 243 nucleotides. The record is from the annotation of a GenBank genome assembly. Lineage: Eukaryota; Metazoa; Porifera; Demospongiae; Tetractinellida; Geodiidae.